This is a messenger RNA of Rotaria sp. Silwood2, 1155 nucleotides long. Lineage: Eukaryota; Metazoa; Rotifera; Eurotatoria; Philodinida; Philodinidae. The record is from the annotation of a GenBank genome assembly.
AUGAAGUCGUCUAAACAAGAUAUUCAUCGACAAAUUCGUAGUGAAUUUCCAUAUAAAGAUGAACAACUGACACAAGUUGUUAUUUAUGGGAAAUAUUGGGGUCGUUUUAAUGGAUUACAAAUUGGUUUUCGUCAACCUAAAGUUGAACAGAAUUUAUCUGGAAUUAUUUCUGCCUAUUCAACAGAUGAUCGUUAUAAUAAUGAUAUUCAUUAUCAUGGUGGAUGUUUAGCAGCACAAGAAGAUAAAUAUUGGCGUCAUGGAAGUAUAUCUGAAGAUUAUUCGAAGAUUUUAUGUCCAGUUUUAUUAAUUGGAGGAUUUUCGAAUCUUUAUAAUUCGUCGAUUUUUCGUUUAAUUAAUCAGUUGGAAUGUCCAAAACGUGCUAUUUUAGGUCCAUGGCGACAUCAAUGGCCAGAUGAUGAUUAUCCAGGACCACAAAUUGGAUUUUUACAAGAACUAGUUCAAUGGUUUGAUUAUUAUAUAAAAAAUCCUAAAAAGGUUUCAUUUUUAUCUCCUCAAGAAACAGGUUUAUCAAGUGGAAAUUUACUUGGAUGGGGAAUUAUUUACAGUCUUGGCCAUCCAAUAGAUCAACAAGAAGAUGAUGGAAGAUCAUUAUGUUUUGAAUCUCUUCCGUUAAAUCAAGAUUAUGAAUUAUUUGGAUUUCCAAAUGUUAAACUUAAUUUAAGUUCUAAUAGUAAAAAUGGUUUAAUAUGUGUUCGUCUCUGUAUGAUUGAGGAAAACAGUUCAUCUUCAAUUCUUAUUUCACGUGGAAUUCUUAAUUUAACACUUUAUGCAUCACAUGAACAUUCUCAACAACUAAAUGUUGAUGAAAUUUAUAAUAACAUUAUCUGGUGUGUGUGUGUAUGUUUGCCAUCUGGAUGUCGUCUUCGUUUAUCUUUAUCAACAUCAUAUUGGCCAAUUGUUUGGCCUUCAUCGCAACUAUCAACAUUAACAAUUCAUUUUAAUGAAAUAUCACCAUAUAUUCUUACAUUACCUUGCUUAAAUGACCAAUACUCUAUCACUCGUUUUAGAAUGUUAGAUGAAAUCAAUGAAUUAAUAACAUUAAAAAUCAAUGACGAUAAUGGUUCUAUUGAAUAUCCCGAUGGUUUAAUAUGGAAUGAAACAUCAGAAAGUAUUUAUGAAAUUAAAAAAAAAUGA